Microdochium trichocladiopsis is the source of this 3976-nucleotide messenger RNA. RefSeq lists its product as uncharacterized. The transcript is spliced from 3 exons. Bases 129 to 3485 code for a protein of 1118 amino acids. The record is from RefSeq and is a predicted model, not a curated record. NCBI's taxonomy places the organism in Eukaryota, Fungi, Ascomycota, Sordariomycetes, Xylariales, Microdochiaceae. Gene Ontology annotation, biological process: mismatch repair. Gene Ontology annotation, molecular function: mismatched DNA binding; ATP hydrolysis activity; ATP binding. Gene Ontology annotation, cellular component: MutLalpha complex.
CAUAGGACGAACGCUUUCCUUGGUAGCCUUCCGGGGCCAUUCGACAGGCCAACACCAACCCAUCUGGCCGAUCAGUCUCGGCAACGGCUGGUCCCUAUCUCGCCCUGACAGAUGCCCGGCAAAUUGCUAUGGCUACCAUCAAGGCCAUCGAGGCCCAGACAAUCCACCAAAUACAGUCUGGGCAGGUCAUUGUAGACCUGUGCUCCGUCGUUAAGGAGCUGGUCGAAAACAGCCUCGACGCCGGCGCUACAAGUAUUGACGUGCGCUUCAAAAACCAAGGCCUCGAUGCUAUCGAGGUUCAGGAUAAUGGCUCAGGCAUUUCCCCAAACAACUACGAGACGUUGGCUCUCAAGCAUUAUACAUCCAAGCUUGCUACAUACUCGGACCUGACAACUCUAGAAACCUUUGGCUUUCGUGGCGAGGCUCUCUCGUCCCUCUGUGCCUUGUCCACCUUUACUGUCACAACCUGCCUUGCUGCAGACGUGCCGAAAGGCUCAAAACUCGAGUUCGAGACGUCCGGCAAGUUGCGAAGCACGACCGUGGUCGCAUCACAGAAAGGCACUACCAUAUCAGUAGAGAAUCUGUUCAAGAACCUCCCCGUUCGCCGGAGAGAGCUCGAGCGCAACAUCAAAAGGGAGUGGAACCGAGUCAUAACCGUCCUCAACCAGUACGCGUGCAUACAGACGGGCGUCAAAUUUUCUGUCUCCCAGCAGCCAACCAAGGGCAAGCGCAUUACCUUGUUCUCGACCAAGGGUAAUAAGACCACCCGCGAGAACAUUGUCAAUGUUUUCGGAGCCAAGACUCUGACUGUCCUCAUCGCGCUUGAUCUCAAGCUGGAGCUGGAGCCCACCAAGGCACCUCUCCACCUUCGAACAGCCGGUGCCUCAACCACGGAUACCACCGAGAUACACGUGCGCGGCCAUGUCUCUCGCCCAGCACACGGAGAGGGUCGCCAAACCCCAGACCGCCAGAUGUUUUUUGUAAAUGGUCGUCCUUGUGGGCUACCACAGUUUGCAAAAGUAUUCAACGAGGUUUACAAGUCUUAUAAUGCAUCUCAGUCACCUUUUAUAUUUGCGGACAUUCAGCUAGACACACAUCUGUAUGAUGUCAACGUGAGCCCGGACAAGAGGACCAUCCUACUGCAUGAUCAGCCCCGAAUGCUGGAUAACCUUAGAGAGGCUCUGAUUGAGCUCUUCGAGGCGCAAGACUAUGCAGUGCCUUCCUCGACUCUGCUGUUAAGCAAGCAAAUGCCGUACAAGAAGCCGCCCAUGACUCGGGAAAGCAUACUAUCAUCAUUCAGGAAUGACCAGAGUCAGGUCGAGACUGGUCAACCCGGCGGGUCUGGUGCCGAAGACCCUGCUUCGGUAGACGACGAAGAGGAACAGGGAACGACCGAGCCAGAUGGCGAAAUCGACACAAACAUGCAGACACAAGCGAACCGGGCAAUAUCGAUCAGCCAGUGGGCGCGGGACACGGCGGAAACAGCUCCUCAUAUCACCCUCGAAAAUGAGCAGGAGCCGUCAGCAAAAUUACUAGGCAAGAGCCAGGGAAUUGAGGCUAGGCGAACGCAGACCUCCGACGACGACAUUGGUAAACAUCCUCCAAGUCUCGAGCCAGAUUCAGAUCCCCCUGAUGACGGCACAGAGAAUUCAGAAAGUCCAACAGGCGCCUUGAUGCAAAAGCGGCGUGAGUCACCAAUACCGGCCGUCGCACCACCUGUACACACAGCCGGAUCCAGUGCAUCCCAACUCUUUGCACCAGCGAGGUCUAAACGUCCUGCUCCCGAGCUUGCCACAAUAACCAUUGGCGAUAGUACCGUCACCAGCAUGCUCGGGGCGCCGUCCAAGAGAACAAAGACGACGCCAACAAGCAGCUCAAUGCCAACACGUUCAAAAGGAAAAGCAAACAUGCCUUCGUUCCAAGGACGACUUACACAGAUGUUUGCAGCCUCGACUCAGAAGGCUCAGGACAUAGAUGAAUCGUCAGAGGCGCCGAUGUCAGGCCAAGAUGACGAUGUAUCCGAUACUGAGAGCGAGCAGCUUUUCGUGAAGGACGAUGACGAUGAGAUCAUGUCUAACAGCGAGCAUGACGCGGACAAGGAAGCAUCUGCUGACGAGGCAAUGAUGAACGAAGCCCGUAUGCUAGCCAGUUCUGCUAUUGAUAGAGGUGCAAGCCAGGCUAGUAGUUCGGAGGCCCUGGCGGGAGAGCAGUCCGAAGGGAGCGAUGAAUCUGAUCGGGGCAGUCAUAACGAAGAAACAGCCAAAAUUCAAGGGAGCGACUACGAAGACGAAGACGAAGACUUACAAGAACAAGAACCUGAGGAGCAAGCAGAGACAAAGUCGUCAGAGGAGGCACAGAAGCGCACGCAGACGUUCAUGAAGGGUCCCAUCCGGAAACAUGCCACUCAAAAUCUGCAGCAGACGUUGCGAGUCAAUGAGAAUGCCAUAAAGAGCAUGAUGGGGUUUUCUGCAGCUUCAAUAUCGAAAUCUUCCUCAUUGUCUACUAGCAAGGAAGACCUGCCUGCUGCAGACAGGCUAGAUGCCGAGGACGCGGAGACAAAGCUGUCCUUAACGAUAUCAAAGACCGACUUGCUGAGCAUGAAGAUCAUCGGACAAUUCAAUCUCGGUUUCAUCAUCGCCGUCCGUGAGGCUAAGAGCCGGGUGAAGACGGACACUAGCAUGGGCGACAGAGAUGACGAGCUCUUCAUAAUCGACCAGCAUGCCACUGACGAAAAGUACAAUUUCGAGCGGCUGCAGGCCAGCACAGUAGUCCAGUCCCAGCGUCUCGUGCAGCCAAAGCAGCUCGACCUGACGGCCCUUGAGGAGGAGGUCAUCAAGGAGAACAUUCCCGCGCUCGAGGCCAACGGAUUUCAGGUCGAGAUUGAUGAGAGCGGGUUCCACCCGGUCGGACAACGUGUGCGGCUGCUCUCUCUGCCUCUGAGCAGGGAGACCACUUUUGACCUGGCAGAUCUCGAGGAAUUGGUGUCCUUGCUGACAGACCAUCACGAGAUUUCUGCGUCCGCGGUCGUUACGCCUGCCCGCACCACCACCACCAACACUAGCGCUACGACCUCAUCUCUGUUAUCCCAGCUCGGAAGCGGCGCGAUGCCGACAACGAUCCCCCGCCCCUCCAAAGUCCGUAAGAUGUUCGCCAUGCGCGCUUGUCGGAGCAGCGUGAUGAUUGGCAAGGCCCUGACGACGAAGCAGAUGGAGAAGCUCGUGCGGCACAUGGGCGAGCUGGAUAAGCCGUGGAACUGCCCUCACGGGCGGCCCACGAUGAGGCAUCUCUGCCGGCUCGGGGCGGGGUGGGACAAGAUGGGCUGGACUGAGGGGCGGGACGUGCACAACCACGCCGAUGGAGACGACGGGUAUCUCGAUACUGACGGUGGUGCUGAUAAUGGAAGAAGAGGCGGGAGAGGAGAAGCACGGGGAAAGGCUAGGAGUAAAAAGACGACGACAGAUUGGGCUGCAUACCUGCGAGCUUGAAACACCGCAAUAUAUAAAUGGCACGCAUACACACACACACAUAUAUAUACAUCACGUCAAGCUCGACUGGCGGUAUAAUCAGAUGCACCAGAGCAAGCCCGUGCUUGACGAAAGGGAGAGAGGUUAUACAACUGGGUAUAUACACAUGGUCGAAAUAUCCAGUGCUGCGUGUGAUCUGUUGAAGUCGUGCAGGGACGGGGGACCAUGCUUCGACUCGUUCACGAUCUCAAUUAUUUUUUUACAGGUCAGCAGCGAGGGCAAGAUACGUCGGUCGUCACUAGUGUUGUAUGGGUUAGAAGCACUGGAGAAUGGCACUGUCACUGUUUUUUUGUUUUUUUUGGCAGCGUGAGAAAAGAUCGCCAUGAGCGUCGAUUGAUAUAUUCCUGAGUAAUGGGGGCAGGAUACAUUUUGCAUUGUGGAAUUGGUGCAUUCAGAGACGGUGGCAGUGGACAUUGUGCGGAGUCUGGUAUCGGGGACUCGUUAAAUUUCUC